Solea senegalensis (Senegalese sole) is the source of this 4884-nucleotide messenger RNA. RefSeq names its product Rho GTPase activating protein 4b (gene arhgap4b). The transcript is spliced from 24 exons. Gene Ontology annotation, biological process: signal transduction; negative regulation of cell migration. NCBI's taxonomy places the organism in Eukaryota, Metazoa, Chordata, Actinopteri, Pleuronectiformes, Soleidae. The record is from RefSeq and is a predicted model, not a curated record. Gene Ontology annotation, cellular component: cytoplasm. Bases 345 to 3188 code for a protein of 947 amino acids. Gene Ontology annotation, molecular function: protein binding.
AGAAGAAGAGCGCAGGAGGAGGAGGAGGAACAGAUAGAAAGAGGAGGCACAGAGUGAGGUGCAGUUCACCUAUGGAUCAGCAUUCAAACACCAGAAACCCUUCUUCUAUGGACGCGCUGACCCGAUUUAUGUCUCCUCCAAGCAAGGCUGAUCAACCCCGAUGAGCUGCGUUCAGCUGUAAGAGCUGCAAGGCCAAGGGGGUCAAGGAGGUGAAAGUUCAAAGACUUCAGAGCCAGAGUAGACGCUGAGGGGCUCAGGGAGGAAAAGAACACAAGGAUUACGAGAAGGAUCCGGGUUCAGGAAGUCACAUUCUCGGUGAUAGGCAAGAGGUCAAGGGGUCAAAGAUGAUGACGUCACACGGAAAGCUGAGGAGAGAGAAGGGGAGUCUGGCCGAGUAUGAAUCACAGAUGAAAGACCUGCGGGCCCAGCUCACAGACCAGAUCAAGGUCUUGGACUCUCAGGUGGAGGUGAAGCAGCAGCAGCUCUCCGACCUCUCCGAGUUCCUGCGUCGCCGGGGCGACAUCGAGGCCGAGUACGCGCGAGCCCUGGACAAACUCACCGAGAGGUUCACGCACAAGACCAAGAAGAAGGAGCAGUGGGGUCAGUCCGUGUGUCAGGUCUGGUCCGUCCUGCUGACUCAGACUCGCCUGGAGAGCCGCGAACACUCGGCGCUGGGCGACACCUGCUGCAACACGCUCACGCAGAGGCUGACGCACAGCAUGGAGGACACACACCGUCUGCACAAACGGAGCAAAGAAGUCGGGAUUCAGAUGCAGGAUGAGCUGUUAAAGGUCACCACUGAACUCCAGACGGCUCUGAAGACGUACAACCUGUACCACACUGACUGUCUGAUCGCUGAGGGGAAGCUGAAGGAGGCCGAGCGGCUCGAGGAGAGACACACGGGCAAGUCAGCCGAGCUCGGCCUCGGCCAAUCAGGAGGACAGAGGCGGAGCUCCGUCAAGAAGAUGGAGAGACUCAUGGAGAAGAGGCACGGCAGAGUGCAGGAGACUCAGCUGAAAUGCACCAAGGCUCGUAACGACUACCUGCUGAAUUUGGCGGCGGCGAACGCGGCCAUGAACAAGUAUUACCUGCAGGACGUGAGCACUCUCAUCGACUGCUGCGACCUCGGUUUCCAUCAGUCUGUGGACAGGGCGAUGAAGUGCUACCUGGCCAGCAGGUGGCGCAUUCAGAAGACGGAGGAGACGGGGCUCAAGCAGCUGGAGGCGGCGGUGACGUCGCUGGACCAGAGCGGGGACAGGGACGCGCUGCUACAGCAACACGACGCCGCCUUCUGUCUCCCGUUCAGGUUCAACUACCAUCCGCAUGAAGGCGACCAGGUGUGUGAGGUAAGCGCGGAGAGUCAGGUGAGGUACGAGCUGGAGACCAGGUUCCAGCAGCUUCAGUCUCGACUCGCUGCCGUUACCUUGGAAACUGAGGAGAUCAGUAAAACACUCAAAGCCACGCUCACAGCUCUGCUGGACAAUAUGUGCGAUAGUGACCCUGGCCCCUCCCCCGAUGUGCCCAGCAGCCAAUCGCACGAGCCACCGGGAGGAAGCGCCACCGCCCCGAAACUUGCCCUUGCCAAGCGUCGAGCCAAUCAGCAGGAGACAGAGACGUAUUAUUUCACAAAAGUGAAGGAGUUCCUCACCAGCAGUUCUCUCACCUCCAAACUUCAAGCCAAACACGACCUUCUCCACGACGCCAUACAGAAAGCCGAGGCUGUCGACAGUGACCCCUCCAGAGCGCAAUGUGCUCGUUCAGUGCGUGUUCGGAAGUCCAGGCCUGUUUCCCAAUUCUGCCACACACUCUUCACCACAGACAUAGUCUCCUACAUACAGAGCUCUGGGCAGCAGAUUCCUGUGGUGGUUGAAAGCUGCAUCCGCUUCAUAAACCUUCACGGUCUCCACCAUGAGGGAAUAUUCCGAGUUCCUGGGUCACAGAGGGAGGUUAACCACAUUAGAGAUGCAUUUGAAAGAGGUGAAGAUCCGCUGUCAGACAGUGAGUGUGACCUGGACUCUGUGGCCGGUGUGUUGAAGCUUUACUUCAGGGGUCUCGAACCUCCUCUCUUCCCGUACGACAGCUACUCACAGCUGCUGGAGUGUGUCCAAAUUGAAGACGAGUCAGAGAAAGCCGCUCAGAUCAAAGUGAUCAUCUCCACUUUCCCACGGCCGCUUCUCAUCGUGAUGCGCUACCUUUUCGCUUUCCUCAAUCAUGUGUCUCAGUACAGCGACGAGAACAUGAUGCAGCCGUACAACCUGGCCGUCUGCUUCGGGCCGAGCCUGCUGAGGGGGCUGGAGUCCGACGACGCGGUCGCUAGGCAGCCACAGGUCAACGACCUCAUCAAGACCAUGAUCCUGCAACACGACGCCAUCUACCCCGGCCAAUCAGAGCAGCCGGGCCCCGUCUACGAGAAGCACAUGACCCUGGAGCAGGAGUACUGCGAACCGAUCACAGAGGAGGGAGACGGAGAGACCGAGCCUCUGCCCAGUGAAGACGAGUGGGAGGCAGUGGCCAUGUUCGACUAUGUGGCCCGGUCUCCAGCCGAGCUGUCGUUCAAACAGGGAGAGCUUCUCAUCCUCCACAGCAAGGCCUCCUGUGAUUGGUGGAGAGGCGAGGUGGGAGGAGUCAAAGGUCUCAUCCCCCACAAGUACAUCAGCGUGCUGGACGGGUCAGAGCGAGGGAAACGAGACGAGGGAGGAGGAGGAGGAGGAGGAGGAAGCACUGGUAACCUGACAGUGGAAGACGCACAGACGGAGAACACAACACGGAUGCGAGUGAACAGCGACAGUGCUUCGUUGCCGGGGCGACAGAGAGGAAGUGAAGGGAGCCCCAGUGGAAAGCAGCCGCCGACCUCUCCGGCUACACGACACCUGCCAGUGUCUCAGGAGAGAAGACAUACUUUGGACACGCUGAGACAGGGCAACUUCAAACCCCCGGACAGGCCUCCCUUCAUUCAGGCGGACAGAACCGCAGUGGACAAGGAGAUGAUCAGCCGUCAGAUGAACUCUGUCUUCAAAGAGCUCCUGUCGCGGCAGCCUGCCGCCCCAAUACCGCCGCUCGCCACUCCCGCCGCCUCCUCAGCUCCCGCCUCCUCCUCGCUACCUUCCUCUCUUCCUCAGGCCGUGCCAGCCGCCAAGAAGGUUGGGUUUGGCCUGAGAGGACGAGCACUUUUCAGACCGGUGGACUGAGACACCGUGACUGCAGUCACCGGUUUACAGCUCAACGCGUACGCCGAUGACGACUUAUUUUUAUGACACGUGUAUAAUAGUUGCGUAUCAUAGUGCCACUAGUCUCCGUGCCGUGUUACCGUCCGUCGAGUGUCUGUUUUUCCAGCUGUAGUUUUUUUUUGUUUUGUUUACUUUCCUGUCUCUUCCUCUCUUUUUUUUUCGUUUACCAGGCUUUUGCAGUUUUUUUGGGGGGGAGAAUCAGGGACGUGACAUCGCCAGACUGACGUUUGUGUGUAAAUGUGGUCGCCAUGGUACACAUUUAAAAAAAAAAACAAAAACAACAAGAAAAGAGACUUGAAGCUGCACCCUAGUGGCGGGUCUGAGAUCAGCUCUCCUUGCAAUGUUUGUUUGAGUUUCAAUAACAAACCUGAUCUGGGGCCUGUGCCUAGGAGUGCCUUCACUCAAGCAUGUGGUAUACUUCAGUGCACAUGCAGACCCUGGUAUACUCGUGCGUCAGACACCUGUAGUAUCCCACUUAACCAUCGGGCGGCGGUACAAGCAAGGGAAUCAGACACAUUCCUACCAAAGAAGAAGAGAACGACGCUACAGCUCCCUCGGGACAGCGGGCAGAGGAGUCUGGGUUUCCGCCGGUUCGAGGGUCGAGGCUCGGAUGACGAUCCUUGGCGACAACUUCUUCUGUGGAAAUGUUUUUUCUGCCUGGUGGGCGGGGCUUAAUUCUGUUCCCUAAUGCGCUCUUUGCGCACGGCUCCAUAAAAUCUGUGUAGCACUGUGCGCCUAAGUGUACCGAUGGCCUUCACUCACCAAACUCAUCACAUUCACUUCACCUCUGAUGACCUGAGAGGUUUCAUCUCUGCUUGAUCUUACAUAAAAAUUGAUAUUACGUAAAAUAAGACAUAAUUAUGUCCUUGUUAGCGUUGAAUCAAAACAUCUGACAUUAUUUUAUUGGCUAUAAGUUUUGUAUAUUUACAGAUAAUUAUAUUUCAUACAUGUUUUCCCUGUGACGUUUUACUUGCUUGAACAGCUGCGUUGUUUCUGAACCUAGUGGGCAUCCGUAGAUCCUCGCGGCGUGUUAGCGCGCACACACACACACACACACUGUCCCGCUCAUAUGUGCCACACGGCCUGAAGCUCAGGCCAAAUCUCAGGGCUUUAGCAGAGUUAGAGACGAGCUGACUCAGGUUUGGCUUCGAGGGAAUUAGUGCAAGUUUGUUUUCACUCAGGAUUUAUGGUGGAUUUUUUUUCCCUCUCCUGCUGGAAACUGUGCCCCCCCACGACAGCCUCAAGAGCCAAAAUGGCCCCCGGAUCAGAGAGGGUUAAACUGUGAAUGCAACUGCGACGUUGUGGAGCCGCCAUCGAAAACUCUUUCUUGUCUCAUUCCCCCCCCCGACUCGACUGUGCACCAUCCACGGGUCCCAUUCCAAUAAGUUUCCGGACAUUUGUGGUGAGAUGAAACCAUUCCUUUGACUCCAUGUGCAUCGAUCUUCUUUUAAAUAUGAAUGGCAUCUCUUCUCUGUCGUGUUUCAGUGUUGGAAUCAUAGAAAUCUACAGAUUCUGCUUCUAUGAUUUAAAAAAAAUAAUAAUAAUAAUGAAAUAACCUCUGUUUUUUUGGAUCACUGUCUGAAGAUGUCACAAGAUUUACUGUGUCAAAGUGUAAAUGUGGUUAAAAAAUAACAAUAAAGAUGAUGAAUGAAUUCAA